This is a messenger RNA of Tachyglossus aculeatus (Australian echidna), 1653 nucleotides long. RefSeq names its product Indian hedgehog signaling molecule (gene IHH). Lineage: Eukaryota; Metazoa; Chordata; Mammalia; Monotremata; Tachyglossidae. Gene Ontology annotation, biological process: multicellular organism development; protein autoprocessing; smoothened signaling pathway. The coding region runs from base 1 to 1569 and encodes 522 amino acids. The record is from RefSeq and is a predicted model, not a curated record. Gene Ontology annotation, molecular function: calcium ion binding; patched binding. The transcript is spliced from 5 exons.
AUGUUAGCUUUCCGCGUGCUUUCAUCAGGCGGCGGGGCCGGCAGCCAGAAGGGAGCGGGGAGAAGGGAGCCUUCCAAACAACUAUUGUGCGCCUAUUUUGAGCUGGAGAAUAACAGCGGGCGGCCGCGGGGCGCGGGAUGGCAUCGGAUGGCGACGGAUGGCAUCGGAGGGCGACGGAUGGCGGUGGAUGGCGACGGAUGGCCUCGGAUGGCGACGGAUGGCGACGGAUGGCAUCGGAUGGCGGUGGAUGGCGACGGAUGCUCAGAGCCCGGGAGCGUCCCGCCCGCCGCCCGCGGAGGAUGCCCCCGAGGAGGCCGGGGCCCGCCUAGGGGGGCCCGCCUAGGGGGGCCCGAGGCCCGGGCCAUGGGCGCCCACCCGCUGCCGGGCCCGGGCGGGGUGGCGGGCUGCGGGCCGGGCCGGGUGGUGGGCGGCCGGCGGAGACCCCCGCGGCGGCUGGUGCCCCUGGCCUACAAGCAGUUCAGCCCCAACGUGCCCGAGAAGACCCUCGGGGCCAGCGGCCGCUACGAGGGCAAGAUCGCGCGCGGCGCGGAGCGCUUCAAGGAGCUCACCCCCAACUACAACCCCGACAUCAUCUUCAAGGACGAGGAGAACACCGGCGCCGACAGGCUCAUGACCCAGCGCUGUAAGGACCGCCUGAACUCGCUGGCCAUCUCGGUGAUGAACCAGUGGCCCGGGGUGAAGCUGCGGGUGACGGAGGGCUGGGACGAGGACGGCCACCACUCGGAGGAGUCGCUGCACUACGAGGGCCGCGCCGUGGACAUCACCACCUCCGACCGCGACCGCAACAAGUACGGGCUGCUGGCCCGGCUGGCCGUGGAGGCCGGCUUCGACUGGGUCUACUACGAGUCCAAGGCGCACGUGCACUGCUCCGUCAAGUCCGAGCACUCGGCGGCGGCCAAGACGGGCGGCUGCUUCCCGGCGGGGGCGCGGGCGCGGCUGGAGAGCGGCGCGCCGGUGGCCCUGUCGUCCCUGCGGCCCGGCGACCGGGUGCUGGCCAUGGGCGAGGACGGGCGGCCCACCUUCAGCGACGUCCUGCUGUUCCUGGACCGCGAGCCCGCGGCGGCCCGGGCCUUCCUCGUCAUCGAGACCCUCGACCCGCCCCGCCGCCUGGCCCUGACGCCCGCCCACCUGCUCUUCGCCGCCGACAACCGCACGGCGCCGGCCUCCCGCUUCCGCGCCACCUUCGCCAGCCGGGUGCGGCCCGGCCAGUACGUGCUGGUGGCCGGCGGGCCGGGGCUGCGGCCGGCGCGGGUGGCCGCCGUGGGCGCCCGCCGGGCCCGGGGGGCCUACGCUCCCCUCACGAGCCACGGCACCCUGGUCGUCGACGACGUGGUGGCCUCGUGCUUCGCCGCCGUGGCCGAGCAGGGCCUGGCCCAGCUGGCCUUCUGGCCCCUGCGUUUGUACCACAGCCUGAGCGGGGUCCGGCCGGGGGGCGCGGAGGGGACCGGGGUGCACUGGUACCCGAGGCUGCUCUACCGCCUGGGCCUCCUGCUGCUGGACGAGGACAGUUUCCACCCAUUGGGGGUGGCCGACAACAUGGCGGCCUGAGCCGUCGAGGCCCGUCGAGGCCUUCUUCUUGGAGGCCGGGCCCGCGCCCGGACUGCGCACGCGCGGGGAGGGCCGCGCGCCAGC